AUGGCUGCUGCCAAUUCCACCCACAGCCGGUCGAAUGACACUCAAAGCGAGGGAAGACGUUCUAGUAAAAAGGUAAAAUACGUUUACUGAAAAGAGUGUAUUUAUAUAUUUUUUUGCUUGUAAUGAAAGUUUUUGUCAUUUUUUGGUUUGUAAAGAAAGUUCUUGCUAUUUUUGGUUUGUAAAGAAAGUUCUUGCUGUUUCGUGCCGUGUAAACAAAGUUCUUGCAGAUAGACUCGAAGCGGACCAAAUCCGCGCCUCCGGCAAUUCGAACCGCGAAGAAUUCGAAGCGAAAAUCAAAAGGGAAAAGGGGCAAUGUUCCGAAUGCCGAAUAUCCACCUUCAAGUUGUUCUUCUAAGUCUUCCAAAGGCAGUAAAAACAAAAACACAUCUGCUAAGUCGGCCAGAGAAUCCAUGGCUUCUGAUUUUAAGGAUGGUGGAGAAGUUGAUGUUGAAAUGGAAGAGCCUGCUGUUGCUUCGUCGACCAAAGCUAGUGGGAGGUGUCAAUGUAUUCCUCGGAAAAAGUAAGAUAUUUUAAGUUUGGGUACUGUAGGGUAGAUUACUGUAGUAUAAAGUAUAGUAAGGUGGGAUACUGUAGGAUAGCGUACUAUUGAGUUGGGUACUGUAGGGUAGGCUACUUUAGAGUAGACUAGUGUAAUAUAAAAAAUAUUUUCAGACGCCACCGCCGUGACUACUACUACCUAGUCCUGGGCCUAACCCGACCCGCCGCUCCCGAACAUAUUCAUCUUCACUAUCAAAUGGAAAUCAAUCGAAUUCGCAUCCUUCAAGCACAACAAAAUGGCAGUCUAAGUCAAGAACAGAAGGAACAUUUGGCUGAGAUCAAUUUCGCAUACACAAUAUUGGCACAUACUCAGAAGCGGAAGAUCUAUGACACUUAUGGGCUGAGGGGAGUACUAUUGGGCGAGAAGAAGCCAAUAGUACAUCAUAGUUUGUAUAUGAUUGCUACUAAGGCUUGGAAAGUAAGUUUUUGGGUGUUCUUUGAGAUUUUAAAACUUUUUUUUUGAAAUUUAAAAAAUUUUUGAAAUUUAAAAAUUCUUCGAAAUUUUAAAAAUUUUUGUAUUUUUUAUUUUUUGAUGAUUUUUUGGUUUUUUCAAAAAUUUUUCAGGUAGCAAUUCAUGUCCUGACCUACCUGACCUGCUUUUGGUGCGGAUGUUGCUGUUGUUGCGGGUGUUGCUGCAUGUGUUGUUGCCGAUGUUGUUGUCACGGCUUUUGUGGUCAGAAUGUGAUGAGUGGGAUUGUGAGUUUGAAUUUUUUUUUCAAUUUUUUAGUGAUAGAAAAUAAAAAUUUUGAAAUUUUUUAAAUUUUUGAUUUUUUUAUUUUUAUUUUUUUUAAGUAAAAAUUUAAUUGAUAUCGUAUUUUACAACAAUUACAAUUUUUUUUUUGAAAUUUCAGUGUGAACUACAUCAGAAACAAUUUGAGGAUUACACGGUAGAAGCUCGUACUAUAACUACUGUGGAAAAGAAUGUUAAAGUAAGCUGAAUUUUUACCUCUACCCCCUACGUCUUAUCGCCUACCCCCACCUUUUACCCUCUACCCCCAUUACCAUCUUUACGCUUAUUUUACCCUUAUCCUGACCUCUAGUUCUAGUCUUAUUUCUACUCUUACACAUUUAUUUACUCAUUAAAGUCAUUAAAAAAGUUUUGUCGUCAAUUUUCAUUGAUUUUCACGUAUAAAAACGACAAAACUUUUUUUGGCACGAUUUGAAGCAAAACUAUUUUUAAAAAUUUUAACGAAUUUUAAAAAAGUGCCAUUUUUUUAGAAAAGCAAGCACCAAAUCACAUCCAACUCAGUGGAAAGUAAGCCCACAUCAAAGAAAAACCGUCACGGCUCAACCAGAUCGAGUGGUCAUGUUGAUAGGGCACGAUUGUUCAUUGACAAACCCGACAUCUCGGUGAAACAUGUUCAUCAGUUCAAGCCGAGGCAGUCGACGGAGGCUGAUACGGGUGGGUUACAUUUUUUUGUUUUUAAACUUUACAAGCCGAUAUUAUAGUAGGUAAAGCGGUGUAAUGUAGUUUUUUUUGGUUUUAUGGGUUCAAAGUAUGGUAAAAUACGUCGUUUUGACGUUUUCUGGUUUAAAUUAACAUAUUAAUUGUAUAAAAUACAAUGCCAAGAUUUUUAAAGGUUUUCGUGGUGGGUCCAAAAAUGUAAAAUUUUGGUUAAAUACGGAAAUUACAGUAUCAUAUGUUUAUAUUGACUCUAUAAAAGCUGAAUACAUAAUGCCACGCUUUUAAAGGUUUUCGUGGUGGGACCUAAAAGUUUUUGAAAUUUUUAGAUUUUUGACAUUUUUAAGUACAUCUAAUGAUUAUGAUGAUAAUAUUUAUUUCAGCGGACAUUUUCAAAAAGUACAGCACGAAACAUGAGCAUGUUAACAUCCCCGAGCUGGAUAUGAGCAAAUUGAGGAAUAAAAACCAAUCCAAAAAGACGCCAAUUCAGAAAAUCAAUAAGUCAACGAAAAGCCACACUCACCACAGGAAUAAGACACAAUCAUCAAUGUCAAGUAGGUUUUAGAAUUUUGAUUGCAGUAAGUUCGGUAGGGUUACGGUAGAGGACGGUAGGGUAGAUAGGGGUGUCAGAGUAGGGGGGGGGGGGUGUGACAAGAAAAAUACUUUAAAAUGUUUAAAAUUGUCACUUCCAGCCAGAAAAAGCAGUGAAAGUGGAACACAAUCUUCCACAGAUGCCUGUAGUCAUAUGCAAUCGGUAAAAAUUUCGUCGGCCGAAGAACUGCAAAGUCAGCUUGGAAUCAGCGCAAAGACCAAGAAGAGCACCUCUACCACAACAUCAUGCUCAUCGGCCGAAUGCAAAAAGAAGAAACAAGAGAGGAGAGCCAAGAGAGCGGAAAAGAAACGACACAAAAGCGCCAGAAAACAUGGUUAA
Molecule: messenger RNA, 2891 nt
Organism: Bursaphelenchus okinawaensis
Lineage: Eukaryota; Metazoa; Nematoda; Chromadorea; Rhabditida; Aphelenchoididae
Source: the annotation of a GenBank genome assembly